UGAGAGCGCACGGGGAGGAGGGCACCAAUCCUCCCAAACUCAUACACAAGCGCUUCCAACCCUUAAAACACACACACACACCCUAUCUCCACGGAUACUAAACUUAAACACAACACGUCCACCAUACCCUCGAAGGAUCAGACUUGAACAUCAUCACACACCACGCGUUUUUCCGUGGAAUGAGCAUUCCAUGCAGCAUCUUAGGUAUGAAUGACGUGGCCUGGCAGGAGACUUGUGGCGGGAUGCUGCACACAAAUGGUGCACCAGAGACCGGAGGGGUCAGAGUCCACGCAGGGGGUUCACUAGCCACAGUGGGAGGUGCUGGGCAGGGACCUGGAGGAGCUCACCCUCUGCCAGGUAUGGACCGGAUGGCAAAUCCCAAUCCCAGCACCCCACAGCCUCCACUGAGCGGUCGUUCCCAAGAUGAUGCCACUGUGGGCUAUUUUUUUCAAAGGCAGCCUGGGGAGCAGUUGGGUGCCUGCACUGCAAGCAAACACCGCUGGCCUACUGGUGAAGGAAACCAUGCUGACCAGGUGCGCAUUGUGGAUGAGAUGAAUUAUGAUUUUCAAGCCUUGGCUCUGGAGUCUCGUGGAAUGGGUGAGCUUCUUCCUGCAAAAAAAUUGUGGGAAUCAGAUGAAUUGGUAAAAGAUGCACGUAAAGGGAUGUUGCUGGGUGAAGAAUGGAGAGAGAAUGCCUGGGGUUCUUCCCAUCAUUCUGUCUCUCAGCCCAUUAUGGUGCAAAGACGACCAGGCCAGAGCUACAAUGGGAACGGAGAUGCCAGCUCAGUACUGUCCCCACGCUCAGAAGGGGGUGGUCUGGGUGUGAGUAUGGUUGAGUAUGUCCUCAGCUCUUCCCCUGGAGACAAGAUGGAUGGUCGCUACAGAAACGGAGGCUAUGGUGGAGCAGAGGCAGAUCUAGAUGGCAGGGAGAAAGGUGAUUCAAAAGAAAAGGCUUCUCCAUUUGAAGAAGACAAAAAUCCUGAGAUGAAAGUCGGAGAUGAAGGGGAUGCCUCAAAAUCAAAUUCCAGAGGAUUGCUGAAUGGGAUGGAUCGCGACUGUAAAGACUUCAAUCCUACCCCAGGUAGUCGCCAGGCGUCCCCCACAGAGGCAGUAGAACGGUUGGGGCCCGGUCAGGCCGGGUUGGAAAUGAUGGCACAGCACCACCCGCAUGCUCUGCAGCCACCUAACCCUGUCACAAACAAACCUCCCACUGAGGACUUCCAGAGCCAGGAAGCCCAGAGCAUGGGCAGCAUGGAGCACCAGGCGGGCAUGGAGUCACUCCAAUUUGAAUAUGCUGGGAACCAGAUCCAGGUGGACUCAUCUGGUACUCCAGUCGGCCUUUUUGACUACAACUCCCAACAGCAGUUGUUCCAGAGAUCCAGCCAUCUCACAGUUCAGCAGUUGACCGCAGCACAGCAGCAACAGUACGCCCUUGCUGCAGCCCAACAGCAACACCUUGGACUUGCACCUGCGUUUGUGCCAAACCCUUACAUCAUCAAUGCUGCUCCUCCUGGAGCAGAUCCUUACACUGCUGCAGGUUUGGCAGCAGCUGCUACCCUUGCAGGUCCAGCUGUAGUCCCUCCUCAGUACUAUGGAGUCCCGUGGGGUGUAUAUCCGGCCAACCUCUUCCAACAACAGGCUGCAGCCAGUCAUUCUGCCAACCAGCAGGCAUCCAAUCAGGGUCCAGGUCUGGGACAACAGGUGAUACGUGCAGGGACAAAUCAGCGACCUUUGACCCCUGGCCAGAGCCAGCAGAGUCAGCAGGAAUCCCUUGCUGCAGCCGCCGCAAACCCAGCACUGGCCUUCACAGGCAUGACAGGUUACCAAGUUCUAGCACCAGCUGCUUACUAUGAUCCGAGUGGAGCGCUGGUUAUGGGUCCUGGAGCUCGCACUGGCUUGGGUGGACCUGUCCGACUAGUCCAAACCCCACUCCUCAUCAACCCAGCAGCUGCACAAGCUGCUGCAGCAGCAUCUGCCUCAGGCUCUGGUAACAGCAUGUCUGGUCCUGCUAAUGCUCUGUAUCGAUCCAUGGGCUGCCAACAGCCCCAGCAGCCUCAACCUCAGCAGCAACCACCCCCACCCUCUAGUGGCCUGCCCUCCAACUCCUUCUACGGCUCUGGUUCAGUGGCUCCCAGCUCCCAGAGCAGCUCGCUGUUCUCUCAUACAAGCGUGGCACCUCCUAGCACCUCUCUGGGUUUCAGCAGCACUGGUGGAUCUCUAGGUGUUGGGCUGGGAUCUGCACUCGGUGCCUUUGGCUCCUCAGUAUCAAGUUCCACUAGCAGCAGCACAACCCGUCGGGACUCACUUUUGGCCAGCUCUGACCUGUAUAAGCGUGGUGGUGGUAGCAGCUUGACGCCCAUUGGUCAAUCUUUUUACAACAGCCUAGGAUACUCUUCCUCUCCCAGCCCCAUUGGACUGACGCCUGGUCACUCCCCUCUGACGCCUCCACCCUCUCUGCCCUCCUCCCAUGGGUCCUCAUCCAGCCUCCAUCUGGGUGGUCUGACUAAUGGCAGUGGCCGUUAUAUUUCUGCUGCACCGGGAGCAGAAGCCAAAUAUAGGAGUUCAGGCAGUACCUCCAGUCUUUUCAGCUCUAGCAGUCAGCUCUUUCCCCCACCACGAGCCCGCUACAGCCGCUCAGAUGUCAUGCCUUCGGGACGUAGCCGCUUAUUAGAGGAUUUCCGGAAUAAUCGCUUUCCCAACCUGCAGCUGCGAGACCUGCCUGGUCAUAUGGUGGAGUUCUCUCAAGAUCAGCAUGGAUCCAGGUUUAUUCAGCAAAAAUUGGAACGUGCAACUCCUGCAGAGAGACAGAUGGUGUUUGGGGAGAUCUUACAGGCUGCUUACCAACUUAUGACCGAUGUCUUUGGGAACUAUGUCAUACAGAAGUUCUUUGAGUUCGGCAGUAUGGAUCAGAAACUGGCACUUGCGACUCGUAUCCGUGGUCAUGUGUUGCCUCUGGCUCUGCAGAUGUAUGGUUGUCGUGUAAUUCAAAAAGCUUUGGAAUCCAUCUCUUCUGACCAGCAGGUAAUUAGUGACAUCGUAAGGGAGUUGGAUGGCCAUGUGCUGAAAUGUGUGAAGGAUCAGAAUGGAAAUCAUGUUGUGCAGAAAUGCAUUGAGUGUGUCCAGCCCCAGGCUCUUCAGUUCAUCAUUGAUGCCUUUCAGGGACAGGUGUUUGUUUUGUCCACUCAUCCGUAUGGCUGCAGGGUGAUCCAGCGUAUAUUGGAGCACUGUACCCAGGAGCAGACCCUGCCCAUCCUGGAAGAACUCCACCAGCACUCUGAGCAGCUGGGACAGAAGUAUCAAGGCGUUUCAUUGGAGAUGACCCCCAAAACAUAUUAUACAGUGUCCAGCGAUGCACUGUUCAAGGAUCAGUAUGGUAACUACGUGAUCCAGCAUGUUUUAGAGCAUGGGCGUCCAGAAGACAAGAGCAAGAUAGUGGCGGAGGUCAGAGGGAAGGUUCUGGCUCUGAGUCAGCAUAAAUUUGCAAGUAAUGUUGUUGAGAAGUGUGUGAUUCAUUCGUCCCGUGCGGAGAGGGCCCUGCUGAUCGAUGAAGUCUGCUGUCAGAAAGAUGGCCCUCACAGUGCCCUCUACACCAUGAUGAAGGACCAGUAUGCAAAUUAUGUAGUGCAAAGAAUGAUUGACAUGGCGGAACCUGCCCAGCGCAAGAUCAUCAUGCACAAGAUUCGGCCCCAUAUUGCAACUCUCCGUAAAUACACAUAUGGAAAACACAUCCUGGCUAAGUUGGAGAAGUACUACAUGAAGAGUGGAUCAGACCUAGGCCCAAUUGGGGGCCCCACCAACGGCCUAAUGUAAGGGCCUCAGACCCAAACCACACCUCUUUCCCUCAAAAACAUGUCUGUUAUGGGCACCUCCACCGUGGAGUUCAUACCUUUUAGAGGUUUUAACCAAAAAAAAAAUGAAAUGAGAAAAAAAAAUAGGAUUCACAGAAGAAUGCUGAAACGUCUGACCAUUUCCUGGUGCAGUGCCCAUUAUUACCUCCACCACCCCCACUAGAGAGUGCAUGGUCUGUAAGUGGUUUCCUGGGUAAAGCACAACACCUUUGUUUAUGAUGUAAUUGAUGUAACUGACCAUUUCCUUUUUUUUCUAAUAAAUAUCUUGUACAUUUUUUACUUUGUACAUUAUCUGUAGAAAAAAAAAACUUUUCUGAAAAUUUAAAGUUCUUACAAUUUACACCAGCAAGUGACUUUAUAAGGCCAAACUGAGUGAUCCUUUUUAAUUGUUUUUAUAUCUAUACUACUAAAUGGCACAUUUAAGAAGUGUGCUACAUUUAAGCCGUUUUAGCCCGAUGGUACACAUGCCAGAGCCAGUCAAAAUAAUGAAUCAGUCAGCUUGAUCUUAAAAAAAAAAAAAAAAAUCUUGUUUUGUAGAUGACCAUUUCUGUCUGCCAUGCCAUUGAGUUAGUAGUGUUAAGAUAUUCUCAACCAAUCAUAGAGCUUCGUUGCCUUUAAAUGGGAGUUGUAUCAAUCAGAAGUGGUUUGACAUGUUUGCAAUUGCCUUGCAAUUACUUAGAGUAACUGCUCCAAUUAUUAUCUUUCUUUUUAUUUCUUGUUAUUUUAAGUUUAGUUUCACUAUACUAUAUGCCCCACUGACCAAGUCUGUUGCACACCUUUUGUCUUGGUUCACUAUGUUUUGAAUAAAGUGUAAGGACACCAGUGCACCUGCCAUUUUACACAGCUUUGAGUUAGACAGAUACCUGGAAUUUUUCAAUUUUGGGGUGUGUGGGAGGUAUUCGAGGCAUGCAGGGGGUGGGGGGAUUUGGCAUGCUGUGACUGGAUUUAAUGUUUUAAUGGAAUUAUUUUUUUCUUUGUCAUCAUGUUUGUGGAACAUCUGUUGAGUAGUUUUUCUGAACACUGCCCUAGAAAUGGUAUGGUUGUAUACUGAUUAUCUCUUUACAUUGUAAUAGCUUAGGCAAAAUGUUUAGCAUUUUCAUGUACAUGUACAAAUAUUAAAUUGUUGCUGUUUUUCGGGUGUGGGAGAUGGCGCUUGAGUUUUAGAUGAUGCUCUCCUGGGCAAAGUGAAGUUGGUAGGCGGCGUUCCUGUCCUUGGUGUCAUCCAAGGACGUUUGGCUUUGGAGCAAAUAGAACAGAAUUGAUGUCAUGAACGUGAGACACUGCGGGGUAGGAUCAAAGGUGUAGAUUGAGAAUGUGCAAGAGUAUACUUUUCAGAGAAUGGACGUGGGGCUGCCGUCAUUUUCUGCACAAUUUUUCUGUAUGGCUAAUAUAUUAAUUGCUUUUGUUCCUUUGCUUCAUAUGAAUAAAUGUAGAAUACAUGUAGUAUAUGGGGAGUUAAGUGUAAGUUUAUUAGUUAAAUAGAAGGAAAAAAUCUAGUUGUGAUGUUGAACAGGCCUUGCUAAAUUACGUAGUGAUUUGCUUUUAUUUUGUCUGUACAGAUGUACAUUUGUAAACGUUAACGCUGUAAAUGGAAUGUCUUUUACACUUUUUGGGGAAGAAAAAUCAAAAAUGUGCAUUUUGAUGUGUGAAUAUUCAUCACUCCUUUCCCUUUGAAUAUAAUGUAUACAGUUUUCUUUGAACAAGUGUUAUUUUAAAGAAAAACUUUUUUUAUGCAUCACAAUCUCAAGAUGGUUUUGUUUUUAAUCAGUUCAUGGAAAUGGUCAGCCUCUUUAUGUACCUGGAACAGUGACACCUGUUAACAGUCAUUUUGACAUGGCAGUUGAAUAAAAUAACUACAAAUUUAUGAAUUAAAAAAAAAAAAAAAAACCUUGGGGCUGUGUUUGGUUCUACCUGCUACUAUGGAAAUUUCACAGGAAAGGACAAUAAUUAUUUUUGUAUAAAGGGGUGCUGUAUUUUGGAGCAGCCACUAACUUGUAAGCAAAAUAAUUGUAAGAUAUUGUCAAUUAUAAAUAUGAACAUAUGAUUUUUGUCACACUGUCAAAGUCAUGUACAUUUUCAGGUGGCCUUAUGUACAUUUCCAGAUGUUAGAUGAGAAAAUAACUUUUUUUUGUUGUUGUUGUUUUUUCUUUUUUUUUUUGGAAGCAGAAUUGUGACUGUAUGAUUAAACUGUUCUUCUAACAUU
Messenger RNA from Carassius carassius (crucian carp), 6050 nucleotides. RefSeq names its product pumilio homolog 2-like. Gene Ontology annotation, cellular component: cytoplasm; cytosol. Bases 180 to 3809 code for a protein of 1209 amino acids. The record is from RefSeq and is a predicted model, not a curated record. Gene Ontology annotation, molecular function: mRNA 3'-UTR binding. The transcript is spliced from 23 exons. Lineage: Eukaryota; Metazoa; Chordata; Actinopteri; Cypriniformes; Cyprinidae. Gene Ontology annotation, biological process: regulation of mRNA stability; miRNA processing.